UGAUAACAUAGUAAUGGUAUUGUGAUACCAAAUUAUAAGUGAUGAUAAGCUAGCAGUGGUAUUGUGAUACCAAAUGAUGAUAACCUAGCAAUGGUAUUGUGAUACCAAAUGAUAAGCUAGCAGUGGUAUUGUGAUACUAUAUGAUAAGAGAGAAGUAGUAUUGUGAUACCAAAUGAUAAGAGAGCAGUGGUAUUGUGAUACCAAAUGAUAAGAGAGCAGUGGUAUUGUGAUACCAAAUGAUAAGCUAGCAGUGGUAUUGUGAUACCAUAUGAUAAGCUAGCAGUGGUAUUGUGAUACCAUAUGAUGAAUGCAUCUGGAUGCUAUAUUAAACUUUCUCACAACUGACACACCAUCCUCGUUGAUUGUUGCAUAUUUAAGUCAGUUAAUAAGUUGGAAAUUCACAAGGAGGAAUGCUCAAUGGCAAGAUAAGUUGCAAAUACAAAUUGGAUUGUUAUACUUCAGUAUAAUACAACAGCCUGCAGCUUUAUGAAGAUAAUUGCAAAUGAUAUUGUUGCAAAAUUGAAACUUCAUCAAAAUGCCAGCAAUACAAGCUGACAUAGACAUGAAGUGUGGGGAUAGACUUAUUAAGAAGACAGCCCGGAGGUACACAUUACCUGGUAGUCUCGUCCAGUUUGACUACAAAGGGGCACCACUGAAUGUCAAUAAAAAUAAAAGCCGCUGGAUUACAGUUGCAAGUAAAUGGGUGCGUAUCACCCGGAGGGGACUCGAAAGGCAACAUGGUGGUUUCAAUAGACAUUCACACCAUUUUGCGAACAAGUCACAAAGUUUGACACAACUUGAUGAUCUCCUGAGGGAUAACUUUUUUAAGCCUGAUUUUAUAAAGCCCGAGGUAAGCAUCAGGUGUUUUGAAAUGGCCAACUCUUGCACACCUUGCAAGAUGAACACUUUAAAGUAUAUUUUUUGAAAAUUACCAUUUGUACAGUUCAUUACUUUUCAAAAUUCAAGAUAGCCUAUGAACCUAAGACAGUAUAUUAUGUUAUAGACUAUUUAACAGAUCUUUCUGUUUUAUGUCACCA
Messenger RNA from Owenia fusiformis, 1037 nucleotides. Lineage: Eukaryota; Metazoa; Annelida; Polychaeta; Sabellida; Oweniidae. The record is from the annotation of a GenBank genome assembly.